Molecule: messenger RNA, 4773 nt
Organism: Dama dama (fallow deer)
Lineage: Eukaryota; Metazoa; Chordata; Mammalia; Artiodactyla; Cervidae
Gene: GDNF
Product: glial cell derived neurotrophic factor
Exons: 2
Coding region: 1616-2119 (167 amino acids)
Biological process (GO): positive regulation of branching involved in ureteric bud morphogenesis; peripheral nervous system development; negative regulation of neuron apoptotic process
Molecular function (GO): glial cell-derived neurotrophic factor receptor binding; receptor tyrosine kinase binding; growth factor activity
Source: RefSeq, a predicted model, not a curated record
GGGUAGCAGUGACUUUUGAGCCGACUUGAAGGGGAUGUGAGCGUGAGUCACUGGGUUCUCUGCGGGAACAGCGUUUCUGUAGAGAGGGAACAGCCAGCAAAAGGCCGAGUGCCUGAUGUGUGCGGUUCUCAGCCAUGACAGUUUUGCCCCCAGGGGACAUCUGGUCAUAUCCGGAGACACUUCCGUUUGUCACCACUGGGAUGGGGGUGGAGGCUAGUAUGGGUGUCUCCUGGGUAGAGGCCAGGGGUGUAACUAAACAUCCUUAAACGCUCCCACAACAAAGGAUGUGCCAGCCCCAGUGUCCGUAGCGCUGAGGUUGAGAAACCCUGUGUUUGAGGAACAGGGAGGAGGCCAGAGGAGCUGGAGGGGAGGCAGUAAGGAGGAGGGAAGUCGCACACGAGGUCAUCAGUAACAAAGGCUGGGACGGAGAGGGUGGCCCCAUCAGGGAGGGCCGUAGGCCAGUGUGGACUUUGGCUUUUACUCUAAGAGAAGUGGGGAGCCACUGGAGGGCUAGAGCAGAGAAGGGACAUGAGCUGCAUUCACAGUUUCAAGAGCGUCGCCCUAGCUGCUAGGUGCAAGAUAGACUGAAGGAGGGUAAGGCUGGAACGCGGGGGCUCACGUCUGGUGUGAUUAUCCAGACAAGAGGUGACUGGUCAUAUACCAAUGGAUGCAGCUUCAAGACUUCUAUGCACAGAACCACCCAGUGUCAGAUUUUAGAUUUAGGACAAGGUGAUUUGGAAAUUCCAUACCAUCCCCACUCUUUCCAUAACUACAUGUCCUAUAUUUUCCCCUAAUAUAGAUAAUAUUAUAUAUUAUCUAUCUACCUGUAUAGACAGAUAAGAAAGAGGAAUCAAUAUGGUUAAGUCGCCUUAGCUGGAUUAUGUUUUACACACUAGGAUACCUGAUACCUGUUUUAGCAAUUCAUUCAUUACAAAACAAUUUGACAUGGGUUAGGCACAGGGUAAUCCUCUGCUUUACCAUGGUCUUGGCCAAAAAAAACUUUCCCUCUUGCUAACAACUCUUUUGUGGUAUAUUUUUCUAAGCAAUGUAUAACCGUAAACAUCCUAAUUACCUGAAAAUAGGAUCGUGUCCGACUCUUUCUGACCCCAUGGACUAUAGCCCACCAGGUUCCUCUAUCCAUGGAAUGUCCCAGGCAAGAAUACUGGAGUAGGUUGCCAUUUCCUUCAGGGAUCUUCCCAAUCCAGGGAUCAAACUCACAUCUCCGACAUUGCAGGCAGAUUCUUUACCAUCUGAGCCACCAAGGAAGCCCUGAAAAAGGGAUGAGGGGAGCAUAAAAGGUCUAGUACCUAAUACAUGGACGUCUGAAUUACUUUCCUCUUUUAGAAAUAUAUUCAGUUGUUCAAAUAGUUUCUCUUCCCUUACCUGAUCAUCUGAAGCAAAUGUUGAAAUACAGCAGAAAAUGCCAAAAAACCUUGAAUUCAUGCAUUUGCCCAAAAUGCAUCCUAGAAGCAUCACCUCAGUCAUUGCUCCAUGUGAUCUUCCUAAGGUGCACGUCUGUUGUCCUCUUUGCAGCCAAAGCCAGUGGGAGUUGUAAUGACAGCCUACCGAAGAGGCAGGACCCCACCGCUCCUGUCCACAGACAGCAUCGAAUUCCAUGUAUUGCCGUGAUACAUCAAAUAUGCCAGAGGACUACCCUGAUCAGUUUGAUGAUGUCAUGGAUUUUAUUCAAGCUACCAUUAGAAGACUGAAGAGGUCACCAGAUAAACAAAUGGCCGUGCUUCCUCGGAGAGAGCGGCACCGGCAGGCGGCAGCCACCAGCCCAGAGAAUGCCAGAGGGAAAGGCCGGCGCGGCCAGAGGGGCCGAAAUCGGGGCUGCGUGCUCACCGCCGUGCAUCUAAACGUCACUGACUUGGGUUUGGGCUACGAAACCAAGGAGGAACUCAUUUUCAGGUACUGCAGCGGCUCCUGCGAUGCAGCCGAAACAAUGUACGACAAAAUAUUAAAAAACUUAUCCAAAAGUAGAAGGCUGGUGAGUGACAAGGUCGGGCAGGCGUGUUGCAGACCCAUCGCCUUUGAUGACGACCUGUCCUUUUUAGAUGAUAACCUGGUUUACCACAUUCUAAGAAAGCAUUCCGCUAAAAGGUGUGGAUGUAUCUGACUCCGGCUCCAGAGACCGCUGUGUAUUGCAUUCCUGCUACAGUGCAAAGAAAGGGACCAAGGUUCCCAGAAAAUGUUUGCCCAGAGUGGAAGAUGAGGACCAAGGAGGCGGAGGAGGAGGAAGUGGAGGCAGAGGAGGAAGGCAGCCGUUGUGGGAGCCUGGUGGAGGGAGAUCCAGCUGCAGAAAACUGGACAGGAGAGAGGAAAAAACAGCCGUCCGCGUUCUUCUGGACGGCCGCUGACGUCACCGGAAGCUCAGGGCUGGUGUCCCUGGUUGGGUGUUGCCAUCGUUUCAUCUGAUACAGUCCACCGCCACGGGUCACGGGCGCAGUCGCGAAUGCACUUGAAACCAAACCAGUGUAUCUCCUGUGGUUUGCUUUCACAUGUCUAGAGACACCAGGGAAACGGUCCUCCUGGUGUCAUUCCUUGUCAUUGCGUUUUACUGCUGAAGGCAAGAAAGGUUUAUUUUUCUGUCACUCAGUGGAGACAUACCCCGGAAAGGAGGGCGAAAAAAAAUCAAAGACCCAGGAGAGAUAGUAACCUUUGCUUUAAAGGUUCAGGCCUGAGGUUUACUCCAACCAGCAUUUUGGGGAACGGUGGGUAAUUGAUUUCAAACAUGGUGUGUGGGGUGGGAAGAAGUUGGCUAGGAACCAAAAAGGCUGUCCUCAUGACUAAAACCAAACCUGAAGGUAUUUCCUUUCUGCCCUUGGAAACAGGAAACCAGUGUGGUUUUUCGGCAGCAUUCUUGCAGGAGAGCGUGCGGGAAGGCCCCCAGCUGCACCGGGGCGGGGAGGCCGCUGGGCUGUAGGUUUACAGAGAGACAGAUGUUACAUACACCCCAGCUCCGUUAUGCGUGGUCACCAGUGACCAGAGAAGCUACUCGAUGCAAUGCAUCUGUUUCAGAUACAGAAAUAUAGAGAAGAUAUUUAUUGAGAUUUAAGUUAUUGUUAUUUAUUACCGUUCACUAAUGAGUUUCUCUUUUUUCCCCUUAUUUAUUAAAGUUUCUUUUCAAAGGUGCCAAAGUAUAUGUGCUCGCAAAAUGCAAAGGAAGGUGGCAAAGGAAAUUUUAAUUGGGAUCAAGGGUCCAUGCUUUUCAAAGUAUUAAAAAGAUUUUCGCUAGGCAAAAAUCACUUACUUUACCUUUUUAAGAAAAACGCUUGUGUGAUUCCACCCCCCCUCUCCCCACCGGGUCUCAGCAUCUUACCUGUUUUUAUAGUUUAGAGAAGGAACAUGUCAGAAGGAAAAUUUCUGAUGGACCUUCCUUUUCAGGAGCAGCGCGUGGAGACCAUGGCAUUUGCGCUCAUUUCUACACGGUUCCCUGUCCCAGCAGACAGGCCGUGUGCUCCAUUUCCUGCAGUGUUUAAGCUCUCACCCUCCCCUCCACGUGUAUCUGUCUGUGAUAUGCAUAACCAUAUAUGUCAAAGGUUAAAGUCCCUUUAAUAGGUGGUGCUGGACUCACUGUUGACCUCAAUGUAACAGUUCUGUCAGGUAGCCGGGGUUCUGCCCUGAUAGUGGAGACUCUUCCCCUAUCCUUCCAUCCAUCCACCGCCUUCUUGAGAAACACAUCUAGGCCCAGCACAGCCAAGGAGCGCUGCGGGCCUUCUGGAAGUGGGGUCAGCCUGGUUGCCAUACAAACCACCAGGGGCUGCCCCCAUACACCUGACUCCUCCUCAGAAGAAGGUGGCCGGGAAGGGUGGACGUGGAAGACGGGCCCUGGCCCAGCCUCGGCACACCUGCCCCACUGCGUGGAUGCUGAAAGCCUUUGACAUGGCAAGGACAUAGGGUGAGAAAAACUAUCUCAGCAACCAGGUCAUGGAUUUGUCUGGUCACUGUCCCCCUGCUCAAUGAACUGGGCCCUAUUUUAAGAGCUUGUGACCUAUCUCAUAAAAGGGAUUUUUAUCAAAGAGAUUAUCUAUCACUACAUCACUGCCUUAGUGGCUAUUAGCUCCAAAGUGGUACAGAUUUGGCAAAUAAAUAGCCUACUGGCCUCCCUCAAAUAAUCAUGCUAAUUUUACAAAGUAAUCAAGAAGCAGCAGUUACCAGACAUCCCUUUGCCACCCUCACCCCCAAGGACCCAAGCUGCCCAUCACUCUGCCCACUCUGUCCUUUCUGCUCCCCUUGCAGGACUCGGAAAUAGAGGAAAAGGGCCUGCCUCUCACCCUCUCUUGGGGCCCAAGCAGGGGAACUUGCUGAGGAGUGGCCUGCUCAAAAUAGGGACAGGUCGAGGCGACCGGUCGUUCAUGAAGUGCAAUUUGAUGCAGCCCCAGAUCAUCUGUCCAAUUCAGAGAAUCCUGGCAUGUCUGGUGGCCGGCGUCCCCAGGGGUCAGCCUCGGCCCCGCUCCCUGUGGAGAGUCUCUGCCCACAGGGGUGGUAGGAUUCAACGGAUGCUGACAGCUCCUUCCCAGCAUCACCUACACACCAUAAGCAGGUUUUCACUGAAGCAACUUGCUCUGCCAAAGCUACAAAAGGGUAAAGUUUGUGAUUUUUCUUUAUUGUUGCGAUUACCAUCUGAUCCAGUAAGGAGUGCACUUCUUUGGAAGUUCUGACUUCUCUGAUCUGUCUCAGUCGUUUGUGUUAUACAACCAAAGUUCUCUACAGACUUUAUUUUUGUACAAUAUUAUUUUGUAACUUUUUACAAAUAAAAACUCAUUUCUA